AUGUCCCAGCACCUGCUCCUUCCAUUUGUGAUCCUUGCCAUCAGCCCCAUCCCAGGAGCUCUCCAGGACUCAGCUCUCAGUCCUACCCAAGAAGAACCUGAAGAUCUAGACUGCGGCCGCCCUGCGCCCUCUACCCGAAUCAUGGGGGGCUCAGAAGCGCAGCCAGGCAGCUGGCCGUGGCAGGUGAGCCUACAUCAGAAGGGGGGCCACAUCUGCGGGGGCUCCCUCAUCGCCCCUUCCUGGGUGCUCUCCGCUGCUCACUGCUUCGUGACGAACGGGACCUUGGAGCCCGCGACCGAGUGGUCGGUACUGCUGGGCGUGCACUCCCAGGACGGGCCUCUGGACAGCGCGCACGCCCGCGCGGUGGCCGCCAUCCUCGUGCCGGACAACUACAGCCGCGUGGAACUGGGCGCAGACCUGGCCCUCCUGCGCCUGGCCUCGCCCGCCCGGCUGGGCCCCGCCGUGCGGCCGAUCUGCCUGCCGCGCGCCUCGCACCGCUUCGCUCAUGGCACGGCCUGCUGGGCCACUGGCUGGGGGGACAUCCAGGAAGAGGACCCCCUGCCUCUCCCGUGGGCGCUACAAGAAGUGGAGCUCAGGUUGCUGGGAGAGGCCGCCUGUCAGUGUCUCUAUAGCCGGCCUGGCCCGUUCAACCUCACUUUCCAGCUAUUGCCAGGGAUGCUGUGUGCUGGCUACCCGGAGGGCCGCAGAGACACUUGCCAGGGAGACUCUGGGGGCCCCCUGGUCUGUGAGGAAGGCGGCCAAUGGUUCCAGGCAGGAAUCACCAGCUUUGGCUUUGGCUGUGGACGGAGGAACCGCCCUGGAGUCUUCACUGCUGUGGCCCCCUAUGAGGCAUGGAUACGGGAACAGGUGAUGGGCUCAGAACCUGGGCCUGCCUUUCCCACCCAGUCCUGGGAGCCCCAGCCAGGUCCCUGGGAGCCCACGGAUGAGAACUGCACCAUUGCCCUGCCAGAGUGCGGGAAGGCACCAAGGCCAGGGACCUGGCCCUGGGAGGCGCAGGUGAUGGUGCCAGGAUCCAGACCCUGCCAUGGGGCGCUGGUGUCUGAAAGCUGGGUCUUGGCACCUGCCAGCUGCUUUCUGGACCCCAUCAACUCAGACCUCCUGCCCCGAGACCUAGACAACUGGCGCGUGCUACUGCCCUCGCGUCCGCGCGCAGAGCUGGUGUCACGCUUCGUGCCGCACGAGAAUGCCUCAUGGGACGACACCUCGGAUCUGGCGCUGCUGCAGCUGCAAACGCCGGUGAACCUGAGCACCGCCUCGCGGCCAGUGUGCCUACCUCACCCAGAACACUAUUUCCUGCCCAGGAGCCGCUGUCGCCUGGCGCGCUGGGGCCGCGGGGAACCUGAGCCCGGACCCAGCACACUGCUUGAGGCAGAGCUGUUGGGCGGCUGGUGGUGUCACUGCCUGUAUGGCCGCCAGGGGGAGUCAGUGCCGCCGCCAGGAGACCCUCCACACGCGCUCUGCCCCGCCUACCAGGAAGAGGAGGAGGCGGGCCGCUGCUGGAACUACUCUCAUUGGAGCCUUCUGUGCCAGGAAGAGGGGACCUGGUUCCUGGCUGGAAUCAGCGACUUCUCCAGUGGCUGCCUACGUCCCAGAGCCUUCUACCCCCUGCAGACCCAUGGCCCGUGGAUCAGCCAUGUGACUCGGGGAGCCUACCUGGAAGACCAGCUGACUUGGGACUGGGGCCCUGAGGGGGAGGAGACUGAGACACAGGCUUGUCCCCCUCACACAGAACAUGGUGCCUGUGGCCUGCGGCCAGAGCCAGCUGUGAUGGGUAUCCUGUGGCCGUGGCUGGCAGAAGUGCAUGUGACUGGAAAUCAAGUCUGCACUGGGAUCCUAGUGGCCCCAGGCUGGGUCGUGGCAGCCACUCACUGUGUCCUCAGGCCGGGCUUUACAACAGUGCCUUAUAUUGAAGUGUACCUGGGCCGGGCAGGGGCUAGCCCCCUCCCACAGGGCCACCAGGUGACCUCAGCACCUCCGCUCCUGUGCCAGACCGAGGGAGGCUCCUGGGUCCUCAUGGGCAUGGCUGUUCGAGGGAGCCGGGAGCUAUUUGCUGCCAUUGGCCCUGAAGAAGCCUGGAUCUCCCAGACAGUAGGGGAGGCCCAUUUCCUGCCUCCCAAUGGCUACCCCCACUGGCCCCCUGAAGGCAGCGACCUCUGCCCCCCCGACCUGGCGAGGGCCUCAGGCUCCCCUCAGGCUGCUCUGCUCCUGCUGCUUCUAUUGCUCCCCCUGAUCCAGGGCUGAGGGGGCCUGGGUCCCUUGGCCGCCUCUCCUUCUCCUCCUCCACCCCCUCCAGCCCUCCACUUCCCGCCCUGUAGGGCUGGAAUGUGGCCUAACCGGCUUUGUUCCCUAGCCGGAACCUCCAGAGGGCCCCACCCACCCGGACUGCAGCGGCUUCGGAUUAUUGGGCCUCUGUGCCUGGCUAUUUUGGGCACGGGAAUCCUUGGGGGCAGUGGGAAGCGGCCAAUAAAGGUGUAAACACAGACACGUGGCCUUGUGGCAUUGCUGGGGGAAGGCUGAGGGGCUGGGGGAAGCCCAAGGGAUAGGGCCCAUCCCUUCUGGGUCUCUGUGAGUCAGGCCUUGGGCUCCCAGGAAAUGUGUCCCUGAUAACGUGGCAGCUGUCCUUCAUUCCUGCCCCAGGGCGGGGGAGGUUGGGUGGCAGCUGGGUGUGUGUCACCUCCCCAGUGGAAUCAGCAUCCCUAGCAACUGAUAGACACUUCAGCCCUAGCUCAGACCCUACUUCCCUUCUCUCUCUGCCCCCUGCCAUCCUCCACCCCUCCCAGACUGA
Molecule: messenger RNA, 2806 nt
Organism: Panthera uncia (snow leopard)
Lineage: Eukaryota; Metazoa; Chordata; Mammalia; Carnivora; Felidae
Gene: PRSS36
Product: serine protease 36
Exons: 14
Coding region: 1-2262 (753 amino acids)
Biological process (GO): proteolysis
Molecular function (GO): serine-type endopeptidase activity
Source: RefSeq, a predicted model, not a curated record